AUGAGAUUUACCACCACCUUAUUCGCCUGCUUGGCGGGUGCCAUGCUCACUGGUGCUAUGCCGGUUGACAAGGCCGCACGUGAAGUUGCCGACAGCGAUGAUAAGGUUGCUUAUACUUGGGCUCUUCCCGAGUCUCGCAAGCGUGAGGAUAGCGACGACAAGGUCGCUUACACCUGGGCUUUGCCUGAAUCGCGCAAACGCGAGGACAGUGAUGACAAGGUUGCCUACACUUGGGCUUUGCCUGAAUCGCGUAAACGCGAAGAUAGUGACGACAAGGUUGCCUAUACCUGGGCUCUACCCGAGUCCCGCAAGCGCGAGGAUAGUGACGACAAGGUUGCUUAUACCUGGGCAAUUCCCGAGGAGAAAUAG
Penicillium longicatenatum is the source of this 369-nucleotide messenger RNA. RefSeq lists its product as uncharacterized. The record is from RefSeq and is a predicted model, not a curated record. Bases 1 to 369 code for a protein of 122 amino acids. NCBI's taxonomy places the organism in Eukaryota, Fungi, Ascomycota, Eurotiomycetes, Eurotiales, Aspergillaceae. The transcript has 2 exons.